Emiliania huxleyi CCMP1516 is the source of this 750-nucleotide messenger RNA. RefSeq lists its product as hypothetical. The coding region runs from base 1 to 750 and encodes 249 amino acids. Lineage: Eukaryota; Haptophyta; Isochrysidales; Noelaerhabdaceae. The transcript has 2 exons. The record is from RefSeq and is a predicted model, not a curated record.
AUGGCCGACACGCUCAUCUACGUGCCGACCAACAACUGCGCACGUGUGAUGAUCUUCCUGCGCCUAAAUGGGCUAGAGCACGAGGUCUCCAUCAAGUCGCCGUUUGAUUAUGGCGGCCUCGACACAGACGCCUACCGCGCCAUCAACCCAAUGGCAAAGCUGCCUGCGCUCAUCACCUCCGCUGGAGACACAGUCUUCGAGUCGCAGGUGAUUGUCGAAUACCUCGCGGACAAGUACUCGCGCCGACUGACCGAGCCCUGCCUCCCGUCGACGCUAGAGGCAAGGACAAAGGCGUUCCUCCUCGGAGCUCGUACCCCCCCCCCCACCCCCAAGCCCACGCACCAUGUCAGGGGCGCCAUGUACAAGGAAAAGAUGCCGCUGGAGGAGCGCAAGGGGAGAGCUGCAGACCUCUGGAAGCAGCUCGAGGUGAUCGAGGGGCUGCUGGACAGCGACGGUCCCUUUGCCGCGGGCGAGCUCUCGCUGGCAGACUGUGCCCUCUACCCGACCUAUGUCUUUGUGGUUGAGCUGGCGCCCAUCUCGCUCGGAUGGGAAAAGCCAUUCGAUAAGCUGGAGAAGACUAAAAAGUGGUUCGCCUUCUGCGAGGCGCACGAAGUCCUCGGCGUCGUCGGUGCCGACGUGCACGCCUUGGUGAAGAAGAUCCUAACCGCCCAGGCCGAGGGGGUUGCGAAGCAAGUAGCGGACGCGGAGGGCAUGGCGGAGGGGCUGAAGGCACUUGCUCUUUGCGUCUGA